This is a messenger RNA of Kwoniella mangroviensis CBS 8507, 936 nucleotides long. RefSeq lists its product as uncharacterized. The record is from RefSeq and is a predicted model, not a curated record. Lineage: Eukaryota; Fungi; Basidiomycota; Tremellomycetes; Tremellales; Cryptococcaceae. The transcript has a single exon. The coding region runs from base 1 to 936 and encodes 311 amino acids.
AUGUCCAGCUCUCAUUUAACGAUCCAACAAUUCACUUACGAUCCUCAUACUAAUUUCAUCCAAUCUAUCAACGGACAUUCGGAAUUAUCUUCCGUUGUCAUGUACGAUGGAUCUCCUCUAUCGGAUUCUGUUAGAUCGGUACAAUCAUUCGGUACUUCUUCAGAGAAUCACCACCACCAUCAAGAUCCUGUUCGGGGCGAUGAUAUGAAAGAUCUAGAGCUCGAACUUGACAACAUCUAUCAAAAAUUUUCACAACCCCAUCUUGAGAAAGGCAAUAAUCCAUAUAGGAUAUACACUACAGCGAGGUAUUAUCCAAGUUUGAAAACGUUGGAGAGGUUCAGUAUCACUGCUUCUCCUAUUUCCGAUAGUGAUAUGAGUAUAGUCAACAUGAUGAAUAAGGACCUGAAUAAAGGUUUAAACAAGAACAUUGAUUGGUUUAGAGAUACUGUUGAUGAUCGUCAUCUCGGACACUUUCGACGUGAAGAAAGAAUCAUUUUCAACACGAGUGUCCUGAACUAUGAGAAUAAAGUCAAAAAUAUGAUCGAUUUGCACCAAGUUAUACCUGAAGAUUUCAAAGGAAUCACCGGAAUCGAACUUCCCAGUAAAUCACCGGAAUUAUCACCAUACUCUUCUGAUUCCGAAAUUGAACUUGAUAUCGAAGGUUCAAUCCCAGAAGAGGAAGGGGAAGCGAUCUGUGACACUUGCCAGCUACUCAGUGAAGGUCAGCAGGGUCAGACGGAACCUUCCAACAUCUCUUCUACGAACACACACCGCGAGCACCAACUUACUAAGAAACAGAAACAUGCAAACAGAUUAUCAAGAAGAUUGAAGUAUGUUUGGAAUACCAAGUUAAAUUGUUUCAACAAACUUGAUGUGGAUUGGGAAGAAGGUCAAUAUGGAAUGGUUCCUAGAAACUCGGAAUUGUUGUUUGAUUGA